Molecule: messenger RNA, 231 nt
Organism: Pediculus humanus corporis (human body louse)
Lineage: Eukaryota; Metazoa; Arthropoda; Insecta; Psocodea; Pediculidae
Exons: 2
Coding region: 1-231 (76 amino acids)
Source: RefSeq, a predicted model, not a curated record
AUGAAUCAGGAAAAUCUAGACAGUAAGAGUAGUUUUCUCCAAAUAAAGGAAUUGAAAGAAAAAGUUAGAAGUCUUGUGUCUGAGGUAGAUUUUAAUAGCGAAAAUACCAAGUUUAAACUUGAAGAAAACUAUGAUAAUAAUAUUAGUGAUUCCAUGUAUAGUGAUGAAGGCGAUGACGAAUUCAUUGACUGCUCAGAAAUUGAAUCACUACAUGAAUCAAACUGUAUUUAA